Messenger RNA from Daphnia magna, 1953 nucleotides. RefSeq names its product general transcription factor IIF subunit 1. NCBI's taxonomy places the organism in Eukaryota, Metazoa, Arthropoda, Branchiopoda, Diplostraca, Daphniidae. Gene Ontology annotation, biological process: positive regulation of transcription elongation by RNA polymerase II; transcription initiation at RNA polymerase II promoter. The record is from RefSeq and is a predicted model, not a curated record. Gene Ontology annotation, cellular component: transcription factor TFIIF complex; nucleus. The transcript has 9 exons. Bases 144 to 1784 code for a protein of 546 amino acids. Gene Ontology annotation, molecular function: TFIIF-class transcription factor complex binding; RNA polymerase II general transcription initiation factor activity; DNA binding.
CGCCCCCCGGCUGCCGGGGGGAAAUAGGCGUGACCCUGCAGCCUUUGCCUGUGGCCGUCUGUCACUGACCUAUUACAAACCAUAGACUAGUCCAAAGAACUUAACAAAAUCCUAGUUUGUGUGCGGCCUUUUUAAACUAAAUCAUGGCUGCCAAUAAUGGAACUCCUGCUGCUGGUGGAUCAGCUCCUGUUCCUGCUCCCACUGUACAGAAUAUUGAUAUUAGAGUACCCAAGAACCAAAAUAAGAAACUUGCCAUUAUGCGAUUCAAUGGCUCAAUGGGUAUUGAUUUUACAAAAUGGACACAUACAAAAAUGGAAAGGGAAAACAACCAAGUCCAGUUUAAAGGAUUUAAUGAAGAUAUGCCCAAAUUUGGUGCUGGCAGUGAAUAUGGUAGGGAGGCACGUGAAGAAGCCAGACGGAAAAAGUAUGGCAUCAUUAGUAAGAAAUACAAUCCUGAAAAUCAACCUUGGAUUUUGCAACAUGGAGGGAAAACUGGAAAGAAGUUCAGAGGUGUAAGAGAUGGCGGUAUUAAUGAGAAUGCCUCAUACUAUGUUUUUACACAAGCGCCAGACGGUGUAUUUGAGGCAUUUCCAGUUCAGGAGCAAUACAGCUUUCAAGCAGUUCAAAAUUAUAAACCUCUUAGCAUUGAGGAAGCAGAGGAGGGAUACAACAUGAGAAACAAAACAUACAAUAUGUUCAAUGUUAUGAUGAGAAAACGACUUCGGAAAGCGGAUGAAGAUGCCGAAGAAGAGGGAGAAGAAGAAGGUGAAGGCAAAGGAAAGAGCAAGAAAAAGAAGGGAGUUAAAGAUUCUCGCUUUGGGGACGAACUAGACGACAUGAUGGCCUCGUCUGAUGACGAUUCUAGCGAUGGUGAUGAUGACGACGAUGACGGCGAGAAUAAGAAAAAGAAAAAGAAAGGCAAAAAACCAGUUAAGCCGAAAAAGAAGCGAAAGAAUGCGUCCGAUGACGAGGCUCUUGAAGAUAGUGACGAUGGCGAUGGCGAAGGCAGAGAAUUAGAUUACAUUUCGUCCUCCGACGCCGAUGAAAGUGAUGUCGAAAAAGAAGAAGCAAAGGAUGGACUCAAAGGUGUUGCCGAAGAAGAUGCGCUGCGCAAAUUACUCAAUUCGGACGAAGAAGAUGAGGACGAAGAAAAGGAAGAAGAAGAAGACAAAGAUAAAGAAGAAGAAGAUGCUGAAGGCGCCGAAGAUCAGCCAGGUGAUAAACCUUCCAAAGACGAAAAAGGUGAUAAGAAGAAGAAAAAAGAGAAAAAGAAGAAUAAAGAUAAAAAGCCCCGUAAUGAAGACUAUGGAUCGUCAAGUGACAGCGGUGCAGAUACCUCAGGAUCCGAAUUAGAGAAGGCUAAACCUAGCCCAAAAAUGAAAUCGGGGAGUGCAAACAGUUCCCGAUCAGCCACUCCUACGAAACCACUAAUCCCACAGCCUGAAACAACUCUAUCCGACAGUAAACGGAAAGGAAUGUCAGAGGCUGUUUUAGGACAAGCAGCAAAAAAACCACGAUUGGAAAUGGCAUCCGCGGCCUUGGCGGCUUCCGCCGCUUCAGCUGCAUCAUCUUCCAGUGCUAACGAAGGAGUAAAUGAAGAGUCGGUGAGGCGCUACUUAUCGCGCAAACCCAUGACAACAACCGAGUUGCUCCAAAAGUUCAAGAGCAAGAGAACUGGUUUGACUUCAGAACAGCUUGUUCCGCACAUUGCCCAAAUUUUGAAAAAAAUCAACCCCGUAAAGCAAACCAUUAAAGGAAAAAUGUAUUUGUCAAUUAAGGGCUAAUGGUAACCAUUCUUGACGGGCCAAACUCACUCAACUAUUGUCUUUUCACUACUUCUGUACUGAAAUUGUCUCAGGCCUUCCUUUAAGGUUGUUGUAAAAUUACGGAUGCGUAUGGUUGUUUAAAAAGUCUUUUAGUUUUCGGAACGGUCAAUAACAAUUAUCAAUUAUA